AUGCCUGCGAACGGGCAGAUGAGGAACUCCGGAAAUGGCAGCAACAACAAUCAACCGCCGUCAUCGGGGUCGGCCUUCAGCAACGUCAACUUCUUCCAAGGCUCGCAGGCGGCUGGUUCUUUAAAUGAUGGAGCGAAGGGUCAUGGCGGUGGUGGACUCGGACGCGGGAAUCAGCAGAAAUUUAAUAAUCGGUCAGGAGGUGCUGGCGGAGCUGGAGAUGAUGAUUGGGAUGCGAAGAAUCAGGAGCUCAUGCGCAAGUACGAAGCGACAUGGACUGGUGAUCUGCAGUCACUCUACGAAAAGCUCCAAGGCCUGCGCGACAAAGAACGAAUCGAGAUGGAAAACCGCGGUCUAGUCGAUCGUCCGGAUACACAAAAGUCACUUACCGACGCAAUCAAUUUUGUCGGUACCUGUAUGGAGAUGUGCCCCGUCUUUGAACGAGUGCGUCGCUCGGCGGGUAACCUCGUGAAAUCAUAUGAACGCGGAGCCGAUGGGAAUAUCGACAAGAAUUUGGCCGUCAAGGAGUUUUCUCGACCAGCUGCCGGACAGCCGCCGCCAUUACCGUCUGAUGUACGGCCUCCGGGAAUACUGCAGAACACGCUUACGUAUCUGAUUGAUAAUAUCGUUCCCCAACUUCCAGAGGCGCACGCGUUUCUGUGGGAUCGCACGCGCUCAAUUCGCCAGGAUUUUACGUACCAGAACUACUCUGGAUACGAGGCAAUAGACUGCAACGAAAGAAUUGCGCGUAUACAUAUCUAUGCGCUUCAUACACUGGCAGGUGACCGAAUCGAAGGCGCGCGACAGCAAGAACUGGAGCAGUUUAAUAAAGCUCUGCAAACACUAUCCGAGUUCUACGCCGACGUGAGGAAAAGCGGAGCACAGGCGCCGAACGAAGCGGAGUUUCAGGCAUAUCGAUUGCUAAGCCUUCUGCGGGAUCCGGAUCUCGAUCGGCAAGUGCAAGAUCUUCCCAAGGCGGUGUUUCUUGAUCGCAGGGUACAGCUUGCGCUGGAGCUGCGGUCGAUGGCGCAGCAGAACAACAUCUCAGAACGAGGCUACACGAACACCGAAAACGCACAAAAUCUGUUUGUCCGGUUCUUCAAACUUAUCAAGAGUCCGGCGGUGCCGUUUCUGUUUGCGUGCUUGGCCGAGGUUCACUUUAAUGAUAUUCGAAUGUGGGCACUUAGGGCAAUGGCAGGAGGAUAUCAUCGACGAGGAAAGCCAUACGUCUCCGCGAAUCUGGUGGAGAUGCUUGGGUGUAAUGAUACUGAUGAGCUGCAUGAGCUGUGCGAUCAUUUUCAAAUUGCGCGGAGGGUGGAGGACGGUGUUGAGUGCGUUGAUGUGAUGAGUUGGAAUGAUGCUUUUGCUCUCGGAAAGCCGCCGUUUCAUCAAGCUUACUCCACAAAACUAGUGCACUCAAAACUGGGUGAUCAAUCGGCCUCACAAUUGAUACACGGCAAUAAUCUAGAAGUGUAUCCACAAAACUCUACAGAGCACCACACGGUGCUGUCGCUCUUCUCAAAUGGCUCAGCUCCUCUUCAACCAACGCCCGCGCCAAGGAAGCCACGAUCAAUAAGCUCGCCGUCUACACAGACUGCUCCGAAUUUUUUGGGGAAUCAGCCAUCUGCUUUUCCUGCACAAACCAACUCGGCUUUCGGAUUUGGCAAUAGCCAGCCUUUUGGAAGCAGUAGCAGCGGGUCGCCUUUUGGAAGCGCUUCGAAGACGGAAGUGCCCGCUUUCGGAGGUACGACUUCGGCAUUCUCCUUCGGACAGCAACCCACACCACCACAACAACAGCCGAAGCCACAGCAGCAGUUUCAGCAAACAGCACCAUCUCCGUUUUCUUCCGUCAGUACACAGUCACCGACUCCCGCUUCGGUAUUCCCGGCACAGAAUGAAGCUAAGCAGUCACCACAGCAGUCACCGUUUGGCCAGGUUCCGAUCGCUUUUGGUGCAGCAACCGGACCGGUACAGACAGCUGGUAAAGCAUCAGCGUUUGGACCUUCGAAGAGCUCUCCUUUUGCGGCAGCACCCGUUCAGUCAGUAUCUUCCUCGUCUCCCUCGGCUGACGUUCCGCCCAAAACUACAUCAUCGAAAAGAAAGGGUCCAUCCGAGGAUUCAGACGAGUCCCGAUCGAACAAGAAGAAUGAUGCAGCAGUUGCAGCAGAAGCAGCAGCAGCUAAAGCUAGAGAUGAGGCCGCAGCGGCGGCCAAGGCUGCACUAGUCGCGGAAAAGCGACUGGCCGAGGAGCGUAAUAAGAUGAUGCUCCGCAGGGCAUAUGCUGCGGCUGGCGAGCUUGAACGUGAUGAGAUGCUCAAGUCUGUUGUUUCUGGCGUGGUUCGCGAAGUUGCGAAGGACGUGAUUGGAAAGGCUGCCGAAGAGCGGGAACGCAAGCGAGAGAAUCUGAUCUCUGUUUUGGCGGAGGAGAUGUUUUCGUCGCUGGUGUAUGAUAAUUCGUGGCAGGCGUGUCAGGAGUCGAUGGCUUCUGAGCUACGACGGAGGAAUUUACUCAAGGAGGCGCUGAAGAAGAUUAAAGCGACAGCCGUGCUUGCAAAGACGAAUGCCGAUCUGAGGAAUAAGCGACGGCAGCAGUAUCUCGAGGCCUCUCAGAUGCUGGGCCGGCCGCCGUCGAAGAAGCACAAGUCGACGAAGCGGAAACGCGGAAUGUCUCUGACGCCGACCGGUACACCGCCUGCAGAGGAACGAUAUAUGUCGGAGGCCGAACAGAUAAAUCUGCUUGAAGAAGAGCGCGCACAAGUGGAAACCCUUUGGCGCCCGCUUGAUCUCGAGAAGGUGUUUUUGCCAUAUGCUGAGCAGAGCUGUGAAAGGGUGGGUCUUCUUGACGGUGUGGUGGACGUCAGCCUGCUGAUUUCGGACUGGCGAUCACCCGCAGGAGUCUGGACGCGGCGGAAACUCGGCCUGGAAUGGGACGGACAACGGUACGCGAGACAUUUGCGAGGCAAAGCAGCGAAUGUGACGCUUUCUUCGAUGGAUGUCAAUCCGGACUCUUAUAGCGAUGUUGCGGGGUUGAUUUUCAUGUGCGGAGCGUCGGGAGGAGAGGGCGAUAGGUCACCGUCUGAGAAGCUGGCGCAAGAUCGCGAGACUUUGCAGGAGGCUUUGAGACGGCUGCGGCAGUUUUCGUCGUAUUCUACCUCGUUGCUUGUGUGUUACUGGCCAUUAGAAGGAAUUUCAUCGGCAGAGAUGCAACAACAGCUGGGACUAUCAAACUAUCUCGCACAAGGCAAACAGAUUCUGUCGUCGCUUUACGUGCUUGUCAUGGAUUCCGGUCGGGAUUCUGAUUUAUCGAGUGCGCUGGAAAUGGUCGGGAAGUCAAUUUGUCGAUAG
Myxozyma melibiosi is the source of this 3342-nucleotide messenger RNA. Its product is annotated as SAC3/GANP/Nin1/mts3/eIF-3 p25 family-domain-containing protein. The transcript has 4 exons. Lineage: Eukaryota; Fungi; Ascomycota; Lipomycetes; Lipomycetales; Lipomycetaceae. The record is from RefSeq and is a predicted model, not a curated record. Gene Ontology annotation, cellular component: nucleus; transcription export complex 2; cytoplasm. Gene Ontology annotation, biological process: mRNA export from nucleus. Bases 1 to 3342 code for a protein of 1113 amino acids.